AUGUCCGUCGCCGCCGACGCAUCGCCUGCACCAGAUCCCAAAUCAGUCCUCGAAGCCGACUUUGCCGCCUUCACUGCUGAAUAUGUUGCUGCCUAUCCUAAGAUUACGGCUGAUUCGUCGCUGUCGCCUGCUGAGAAAGGCCAGCGCGCUCUCGACCAUAUGAUGUCCUUCUACUUUUCCUCCCUCUCCUCUUACUCCCACGGUAGCGUCACGCCCGUCGACGAAGACGUCUACCGCACCUAUCUCUGCGCCUACUUCGAGCAUGGCCUCGGUCUGAACCUGUCCGUCGCCAAGGAGCGUCUUGUCAUGGUGCAUGCCGGCCCGGAUGCCAAGGGCGAUAUCAUGGGCUCUGGGGUGUGGUUUGUCACGUAUAAGAUUGAUCCGCUGGAUGGGCUGGAAGCGUGGGAGUGGGAGGAUGUCUAUGGUGUGCGUGCGCGAAGGGGGUCCGAUGGCAAGCGGGAGUUGGGCUUUGAGUGGGUGGUUGCUGAUAAUGAAGUUACGGGCUUGAUGGUGCAUCGGCCGGUCAUUUUUGCUGAGCUGUUCGGUGGCCCUGUUUCUGCUUCUACUUCCUGA
This is a messenger RNA of Pseudovirgaria hyperparasitica, 573 nucleotides long. RefSeq lists its product as uncharacterized. The transcript has a single exon. NCBI's taxonomy places the organism in Eukaryota, Fungi, Ascomycota, Dothideomycetes, Acrospermales, Acrospermaceae. Bases 1 to 573 code for a protein of 190 amino acids. The record is from RefSeq and is a predicted model, not a curated record.